Cajanus cajan (pigeon pea) is the source of this 2247-nucleotide messenger RNA. RefSeq lists its product as uncharacterized. The record is from RefSeq and is a predicted model, not a curated record. Lineage: Eukaryota; Viridiplantae; Streptophyta; Magnoliopsida; Fabales; Fabaceae.
ACGCGGCGAAGCGAACUCUUUUUCAUUCGCCACCGCAACGCGCCAUCACAUAUCGUCUCUUCUUCACUCUCUUUCUUCUUCAAAAACACACUUUUUUUUUCUUCUCUCCAUAAACCCCUUUUUUUCUUUCUACAUCACUUUUGUCAACCAAAAAUCAGUGAAAAAGGCCCCAAAAUCCGUUUCUUUUAUUAUCUUGCAAUUAAUUGAGUAACUCAUUAAACGCAUCCCCUCUUUAAAAAAAAAGAAAAACAUUCACAAAAGGGAGUUACAUUUUGUUCCCCACCUCUUCCUUCUUCUUGUUCUUCAACUUGGGUCAUGAAAAAAUCUUGCACCUUUGAAGCAUUUUAAAAAUCCAGGAGGCACAAUAAAAUAUUGGGUGGUUGAACUUUGUCCCUUGAAACGAUCCUCUCUUUCUCUACCAUUUCUCUCUCCCAACCCUUUUCCCAUUUUUAGUUUUGAUUAACUUUUCUCUUGACACCCAUUAUGAUGCAAUGCUUCAAAUCCCUUCCCACAAGGAAAGUGGCAAGUUCUCCCCAAAAAAAUGAAAUCUUGGUUGAUUAAAUCACAUCUUAGCCACUUUAGCCAUAACCAUAAAGAAAAAAAAAAUGAUCUUUGGUCCCUUAUAUGACACAAUGAGAGAGACUUGAGAGCUUCCUAGGUAGAUAUCCAAAAGUACUAAAACCCAUUUCCUGAAUAAUCAUUCUCUUGCUUUGGGUUUCUGAGGGUUUUGUGUCACUUUCCGGGAAAAUCUCUGAGAAACGACAAUGCCCUCUUCCACCACUUCUUCAUCUUCCUCAUUCACAACCUCCUCCUUCACGUGUUGCUCUGCUGCUUCUCCUUCGAACCUCGAACGAUUUCUUCAAUGUGUCACACCCCAUGUUCCUUCACAGACUCUACCCAAGAGUUGCUUUAAUGAUGUAAAUCCCCUCUGGCAGCCGGUAGGCAAGGACACAAUUGAAUACUUCACUCUGCAAGAUCUUUGGGACUGCUAUCAUGAAUGGAGUGCAUAUGGUGCCGGCACUCCUGUGACGUUGGAGGAUGGCGAUACUGUGACUCAGUACUAUGUUCCAUAUCUUUCUGCUAUCCAAAUCUACAGCAACAAGUCUGUUGCAGCUUCUAGGAUUCGGAGAGAGGAUAGUGAUGGAGUUGAAUUUGAAAGUGAUUCAUGGAGUGAGGAUAGUGGAAGUGAUAAACUAUCCAGAUCAUUAAGUAACAAUUCCAGCAAAGGUUGGGAUGCUGCUUCUGAGGAUUCAAGCUCUGACCAGGAGGGUUCAUGGCAAAGGGACAAGCAUGGCUACCUUUACUUACAGUACACUGAGAUGGCUUCACCUUACUCAAGGGUUCCACUUGUGGAAAAGAUUGAUGAGUUAGCUAGAAGCCAUCCGGCGUUAAUGACAUUGAAGAGCGUGGAUCUUUCCCCAGCCAGUUGGAUGGCCGUUUCUUGGUACCCAAUUUAUACCGUCCCAAGCCGGAAAAAUGAAAAGGACUUGGAAGCAUGCUUUCUCACUUACCAUACACUGUCAUCAUCUUUCCAAGAUUGCACUAUGGAAUGUGAUGACAUUGACAUUGGGAAUGAUCUCUACUAUUCGAUCCAAGAAGAGAAAUGCAAGAAGCAGAAGAGUGAGCAUGUAUCUCUCCUUCCAUUUGGGCUAGCCACUUACAAAAUGCAAGGAGAAGUUUGGUUAAGCCCUGAUCCUUAUGAAUGUGAAAGGAGAUCCUAUCUGUACAAUGCAGCAGACUCAUGGCUGAAGCAGCUCAAUGUCCAUCACCAUGACUUCAACUUCUUCACCAUACACUCUACCUUGUAAAUUGCUUCAAACCUCCUCAUCAUCAUCACCAUUCACCAUGCAUGUCCCCUUCACUGACGUUGUUUAGCUUUGAACUCUGACACCGGCUAAGGAAGAAAGGUUCCCCUGAGGAGUUAUAUCUCAAAAGAGUCCAUAACCCCAUGCAAUGUAUAGUUUUGUUAAUGGAGGGUGAGUUUUUUUUUUUCUUUUUAAAAAAAAUUUACUAAUAGAUUGCUGAAGGUAACUAAACUAUGACAUAUAUAUUUUGUACUAUAGUUCUUUUCUUAUUCUCCAAACUUGUCAUCAAGUUGAAUUUUGUAUAUCUUGCUACUUUCUUUUAAUCUUAGUGGCAGAAGGAACUAGUGUCGUUUAGAUCAACUUAACGAUAAUGGGAUGGGACCCAAUCUAGCAUUGUUGUUAUAUCAUGCUUUGUUCAGUUGUUUUAUUUAUGGUUUAAUUA